AUGAAUGAGUUAGGAGACGAUGUAGACAAGGAGCGGCCCUCUUUCAUUUGGAUAGGUGACGAAAUGUCUCACCGCAAGUUUUCGGCUCCGCGCCACGGCUCCCUGGGCUUUUUGCCCCGCAAGAGGAGUCGCCGUCACCGGGGUAAGGCCAAGAGUUUCCCCAAAGACGACCCAAGCAAGCCCGUCCACUUGACCGCUUUCCUGGGCUACAAGGCCGGCAUGACACACAUAGUGCGCGAGGUGGACCGACCUGGAUCAAAGGUGAACAAGAAAGAAGUAGUGGAGGCCGUCACCAUCGUGGAGACUCCCCCCAUGAUUGUGGUUGGUGUGGUGGGCUAUGUCGCCACCCCCCGCGGCAUGCGCUCCUUCAAGACUGUGUUUGCUGAGCACGUCAGCGACGAGUGCAAACGGCGCUUCUACAAGAACUGGUACAAGUCCAAAAAGAAGGCCUUCACCAAGUACAGCAAGAAGUGGCAGGAUGAGGAAGGCAAAAAGCAAUUGGAGAAGGACUUUGCCGCCAUGAAGAAGUACUGCCAGAUCAUUCGCAUCAUUGCUCACACGCAGAUGCGUCUGCUGCCCUUGAAGCAGAAGAAGUCCCACCUGAUGGAGGUGCAGCUUAACGGAGGUACCGUGGCCGAUAAGGUGGACUGGGCCCGCGAGAAGCUGGAGCAGGCAGUUCCCGUCGCCAAUGUCUUCACCCAGGAUGAGAUGAUUGACGUCAUUGGGGUCACCAAGGGUCACGGAUACAAAGGCGUGACAAGCCGUUGGCACACCAAGAAGCUUCCCCGCAAGACCCAUCGUGGCCUGCGUAAGGUUGCGUGCAUCGGCGCCUGGCAUCCGGCCCGUGUGGCCUUCUCGGUGGCCCGUGCCGGUCAGAAGGGCUACCACCAUAGGACUGAGAUCAACAAGAAGAUCUACAAGAUUGGGCAGGGUUACCACCAGAAGGACGGCAAGCUGGUGAAGAACAACGCCUCCACAGAGUACGAUCUGUCCAACAAGAGCAUCAACCCUCUGGGUGGUUUUGUCCACUACGGCGAAGUCACCAAUGACUUUGUCAUGGUCAAAGGUUGUGUGGUCGGAACCAAGAAGAGAGUUCUGACCCUCCGCAAGUCUCUUCUGGUCCAGACAAGCCGUCGUGCUUUGGAGAAGAUAGACCUGAAGUUCAUCGACACCACCUCCAAGUUUGGCCACGGCCGUUUCCAGACCGUGGAGGAGAAGAAGGCCUUCAUGGGACCCCUCAAGAAGGACCGUCUCAUCAAGGAGGAGACCGCGUAA
Molecule: messenger RNA, 1275 nt
Organism: Nerophis lumbriciformis (worm pipefish)
Lineage: Eukaryota; Metazoa; Chordata; Actinopteri; Syngnathiformes; Syngnathidae
Source: RefSeq, a predicted model, not a curated record